Ilex paraguariensis (yerba mate) is the source of this 372-nucleotide messenger RNA. Lineage: Eukaryota; Viridiplantae; Streptophyta; Magnoliopsida; Aquifoliales; Aquifoliaceae. The record is from the annotation of a GenBank genome assembly.
AUGGCUGCAACAGAAGAGAACAGUGCACUCUUCCCAAUUUUUAUCUUAACUAUAAUGGCUCUGCCUUUGGUGCCUUACACAAUAAUCAAGUUAUGUCGUGCGGUCACCACGAAGGCAACAAGCAUCAACUGUCAGUGUUCUGUUUGCUUCCGUUCAGGGAAGUAUCGCAAAUCCAUGUUUAAACGUGUUUCAAACUUUUCAACAUACAGUAACCUGACUCUUGUAUUGCUUUGGGUCAUCAUGGCAGUUCUUGUUUAUUACAUCAAACACAUUAGCCAAGAGGGUUCAUUUUGUUGGGACGGAAGGCCUGUAACUGACAGGCCUCCAUCUGUAACGGAGCACGUACAGUUCUCCGUAAGCUUUCCGGCGUGA